AUGGACGAGGUGCUCGCUAUUCUCCCAAGUGUAGACGAGAGCAACGCAUCACGAAUCCGAGCGAUGAGCUUACCCGCCAUUGUAGCCUUUAUGGUUCCGCAUUCCACCAGCCAUGACCGAAUGGUCGUACUUUGCAAAUGGCUGACUUGUUUGCUGCUCUUUGAUAACCUCUUUGAAUAUCCAUGGUUCAGCCAGGGAGAGACACUGCACAUGGGACGAGGGCUUGACAGCCUACCGCGUGACUUGAGACUGCUUGCCACUGACGGCCAACUAGCCAGCGACAACUAUAUUCAAUCCCAGUCUGCGCGGUAUAUUCGCGGAGUUCUCGCUGAAAUGUUUCGCCUCAGUCCGAGAAAGGAGCAGUUCCUCCGUGCGGCCGACUAUUUAGAAAGAGCCAUCAUGGCCAUGCACGCAAGGGAGCACGGUUCAAGCAAGGCCUCAGACGACCUGGAGCAAUGGAAGCAAUCUCGCGUUGAUAGCACGGGCAUGUUCAUGCUGUUUCACUGGAUGGAGUUUGCGCUCGAUCUUCAGAUCCCCGAUAGCGUCUGGGAUGAUCCGACCAUGCAGCUCCUGGUGGACGAGGCUUGUCUUCAGAUUGGCGUUGUCAACGACCUGUAUUCCCUGCCCAAGCAUAUUUUCAUGAACGACGGUCGGGUAGACACCGAAAGUAUGAACUGUGUGGCGUGGCUUAUGCGAGGGACGGGCGAGAGUCUGCAGGAGGCCGUCGAUCGGUGCUGGGACUACAUCCAUCAUCUGGAUGAUUCGGUUGUACACGCUGCGAUAGUUGUGAAGAGUCGAUUUAGACAGGACAAGGCGAUCUCCCAAAUCGUGGACGCAAUCGUUUAUUCCCUCCAGGGGUCGUGGGCCUAUGGAAUCACGUCGUCACAGGCCUGCCUCAAGUCGCGGUACACCCGUCAGCCUGCACUGCUGUCUGGGAGCUUCAAAGUUGCGGCAUGUGAUGAAAAGCAACAGCCUCUUGUCGUAAAUACUGAGGUGAACGAUGAGAGAGACUCAGCUAGACCGGAUGUUGAGCAAUCUUGA
Aspergillus japonicus CBS 114.51 is the source of this 1041-nucleotide messenger RNA. RefSeq names its product terpenoid synthase. The transcript is spliced from 3 exons. Lineage: Eukaryota; Fungi; Ascomycota; Eurotiomycetes; Eurotiales; Aspergillaceae. The coding region runs from base 1 to 1041 and encodes 346 amino acids. The record is from RefSeq and is a predicted model, not a curated record.